AUCCUGAGGCUUUAGUUGAAGACCUGAUGGAAUUUCAGAAGUUCCAGGUGAAGCACAUGCCGUCGAAGAAGAUGUUCUUCGUGGUGCGGACGAGUCGGGUCGACUAUCAAGAGUGGUGGUGCGCGGCCAAACAGGUUGUGCGCUUCUACGAGAUACACCCGCCCGAUCCCAACUUUGCCACCGCCUGCUUCAAGGUGGUGUUCUCGCGUGCAGGCCCCUCCGCCGCUCCCUGGCAGCUCUACGACCACCGCCUGCCCUUCGGAAUGCAUAUCCCGCCGACGGACGGGUUGGACAAGAUGGCGUCGUUGGGGGAGGCGACCGCGUGGCUGCGCGCGGUGCUGACUCUGCUGCUCGCCCACGAGGAGCGCGAGGUCGCGAUUCAGCAGCUGCGCCAAGACCGCCAGCGCUUCGCAGACCCCAGCACACAGGCCAAGUUUGAGGGAGAUUGUAGCCUGCUCCCCGGGGAUGUGGAGUUGUACAGCCACACGAAACGGCUGCGUCCCAUGGAGAAGGUCCUCCAAGUCGUCCUUGAGGAUGUAAUGAAGACUGGUCGUGCCAGUUCUUCGCGGGUGCACUUGGACUCUCCGCUGGUGGAGUUGGUGCGCGGAUGGUGGGACGCACUGGUGUUCGUGUUGGCUGGAGCCGAAGCUGCCGUCGCCGCCGACGCCGCAGCAGCCGCCGACGCAGCCGAAGAGGCCCGCACCCCGUCCUCCCCUAGUACAUCUGUGAGCUCCUUCCCCAGCCUCAUCGUCUCCCCGUGCAAGCCGGCGGGCGUCGACACCCGUCUCCCCACACCCAUCAGGUCACAACCCGGCAGCUCCCCACCCCGCAGCUCCCCACCCUGCAGCCUUGCAUCCCGCCGUUCACGUCGUCCCCCCACACCAUACAGAGCCACACCCCGCAGGUCAUCAUCACCGGGCAGCUCCCCACCCUGCAGCCCUGCGCCCCGACGUGCCCGUCGUCCCCCCACACCCUAUCGAGCCAUAUCCAGCACCCCUACACCCCAGAGCACGCCACCCAGCAGCUCCCCACCCCACAGCCCUACGUCCCCCCGCCCCACAUCCUACCUACCGAAACCCCUUAGCCCCUCGCCGCUUUUGCUGGCGUCAAGGCGUCUCGCUUUUCACAGACCCUCACCCCAAUACUGCCCACCCCUCUACCCCCUCCCUCUCAGCCCUUCACCACCUUUGCUGGCGGUGCAAGCCCCCACGCCCCGCAGCACCCCACCGCUGGCCUCGAGGCGCCACACCCCCCAGAGCCCGCGACUCGAUGCCCCCACUGCCGGUGUUCCGCAAGGUUCCACUCCCAGGAAGCGCGGACGACUCUCCGGCCCUCGCCGGAAGCUCCUCACGACCAGCACUGACACCGACCGCAGCAGGGCAGGGUAA
Gryllus bimaculatus (two-spotted cricket) is the source of this 1388-nucleotide messenger RNA. The record is from the annotation of a GenBank genome assembly. NCBI's taxonomy places the organism in Eukaryota, Metazoa, Arthropoda, Insecta, Orthoptera, Gryllidae.